Molecule: messenger RNA, 2623 nt
Organism: Triticum aestivum (bread wheat)
Lineage: Eukaryota; Viridiplantae; Streptophyta; Magnoliopsida; Poales; Poaceae
Exons: 6
Coding region: 1-1917 (638 amino acids)
Biological process (GO): post-transcriptional regulation of gene expression
Cellular component (GO): cytoplasm
Molecular function (GO): mRNA binding
Source: RefSeq, a predicted model, not a curated record
AUGGAGGCCCCGAAUCCAAAUCCCGACCCAGCCGCCGCGCGCUCUGACGCCGGCGAAGAGCUGCCGCGGACGCGCGUGGCCGGGACGCUGCGGCUCGGCGGCGCCUCCGGCCACCUUCCGCCGGUGAGGGCCGGCCACCGCCAGCCGCUCGCCGGCCACGUCGACCCGGCCUACCACGCGGCCGCGGGCUUCGGCUCCGACUACCCGCUCCUCCCGCCGCCGCUGUACGGCCAGACCCGGCUCAACUACCACGUCCCGCCACCGUCCGCCUACCUCGACCCGGCCAACCCCGCGGCCGCGGGCUUCGACAGCAACCACCCGCUCCUCCCGCCGCCGCUUCACGCCCAGAACCGACGCACCUACUACGUCUCGCCGCCGUCCGCCUACCUCGACCCGGACAACUCCGCCGCCUCUACAUGCCGCGGUCCGCCUUCCUCGACCCCGCCUCCAUCCCCGCGGCCUCCGACAUCUACAGAUCCUUUCUCUCGUCGCCGCCACACGCCCACCACAACAGCGCCUUCCACGUUCCACCCGCUCUCCGGCUACGCCGACCCGGCCAACUGCUCGGACGACCACAACGGCUUCCUCCCGCCGCUCUCCGUUGACUCCUACCCCUCAGACGUCUACAACCUCAUCCAGAUGCAGCCGCGCGGCAACCACCUCCGCUCCCUCCCGCCGCACGGAGAGCAUCUCGGCGCCGAGCACCACGCCAAUGCCUUCGCCGCUGGCUCCGGUUACCAGCCCGUCGUCUCGGCGCGCGCCAAGUACGACAACGUCCUCCCGCCUUACCCAGGCAUUCCCAGUUCAGGCAUCGGCGGAGACGGAUUCGAGCCGGACGCAGCAGGUCAACACUUCUACAUCGACAUGGCGAGGCGCAGGGAGACCCCGCCGUGGAUGCAGCAGCCACACGCGACGUCGACCUCGCCCCUGACCCUGUCAUUCGGGUCGAUGCUCAGCGCCAAAGCCGACGAGUUCGUUCCUGGGAAGGCGUCGUCGACCCCCCAAGGCGCCUUGGAUCUGCAGGAGGUGCGUUCCCGCUUUCUCAGCGGCGGCGGGAUUGAUGCUCUGUCAACCAAGGAGGGAAUGAAGGGUCUCCGUCUACUACUGCGUGACUGCAAGCAGAAUUACGCAGCGCUGGCCACCAUUGUGGAUGCUGCCGUGGAGGCCAAUGUGAUGUCAGCUGCGUAUAGCCGAAACAUUAUGAAGCUGCUGCUCGCUGCGGUCACAGACCACCCAGCUCUGCUGAAGAUGCUACUCGAGUACCUUGUUCGCUCCGAGCUGGUGCACAGAGCCCAAGGGGUGGAACUACUUCACUACUGCUUUACGUUCAUGGACUACAACCAUUCCAAGAUUUUGAUCCAGCACGGAGUCGACUCUUUGAGAACAAAGACACACCACACACGUCGUAUGUCUGAUUACUACAUUGAGUGCUUCGGGUGUGCCCAGGGCAGUGAGCUAUUAGUCUUUGAGGAGGUUGUGAUUGAGCGCGCCGUGGAUCUAGCACUUGGACAGUAUAGCAACUAUGCCAUUCAACACGUCCUCAAACACUGCGAGUAUGCGACGAAAUUGCGAAUUGUGGAGCAGUUGAUGCCAGAAGUACUCAUGCUGUGUCUAGAUGAACACGGAGGGUAUGUGGUGCAGUCGUGCUUCAAGCAGGCUGACAAUGCACCCUUCGAUGUUGAUAUGUUGGUAAUUGUGCUGGAUACUAUGCUUGGCCUUGGUAUGGAGGAGCUAACCCAAAUGGUAACAGGCGACCAUUCUCACUGGGUCGUCCUCGAACUGCUGGGUGAAAAGAGCCAAAUUCUGAUGAAGGAAAGAGUGCGCUUACUGGCUUUGAUGAUCAGUCGACUUUCAGAGACCGUCCUGCAGCAACCGAAUGCGAGGCGCGUCAUGGCUCGACUUCCUGCGACGUCCUGAAGCAAUAGGAACUGGCGAAAUCUAGUCUCCGUUCGUUCGUGUACCUGAUGCGUUCUCACCGGAAUUUCAUGAUGCUGUAGCCUUUGCACUACCGUGUUUUGUCGACUAGAUGAUACUCCCUGACAGUACUAUCGUCCCUGUCAUGAAUAGUGCUUGGCAUACAUGAUCAUGAUAUAUGCAACAACAAAUAGUAGUAGAAGUCUUCUUCUGAUGCAGCAACAGUGCCUGGCCAGCCCACCUUUUUGGUACACAAAUGUGAGACUGAUCCUGUGCCCUUAUCCUUGCAAUGAUGCACUUUUCAUGCACACAGGAUCAACCAUAUUUGUGUACAGUACGUGGGAUGGUACAAAAAUUCAAACUACUCUACAUGGUUUGAUAUGGCUACAGUUAUGUCCCUAUGAUUAUUUUCCCUGCUCUACAGUUGUGUCUACAGAAAUCCAAACUCCACAAAUGUGUGACUUGUCAGACUGAUCAGUCGUCUGGAAAUUCCAUGAAACUGCUCUGCCUCUUGAAUAAACUCUGCUGUACAGCUUGUGCGCAUGUGUGCUCAACAUCGUUUUGUUUGUCCCUUGAUUGUCCAACAGUGCAACUGCGAUGCAGCAGUCCAUGGCGGCCAGGCAGCUGCUUGCGCAGAGUCCUGUGGCAGUGGCAGCUGAGCCAAUGGCGCUUGGAGGCGAGCAAGAAGACAAGCUGUUGCUGUGCGGCG